Messenger RNA from Fraxinus pennsylvanica, 690 nucleotides. The record is from the annotation of a GenBank genome assembly. NCBI's taxonomy places the organism in Eukaryota, Viridiplantae, Streptophyta, Magnoliopsida, Lamiales, Oleaceae.
AUGAGGCGAGGCAGAGGACCGGCGGCGGCAGCAAGGCAAAUGGCGGCGAACGGCGGAGAGGCUAACGGAUCUGGUGGAUCUAAGGAGAUCAGAUUCCGGGGAGUGAGAAAGAGACCGUGGGGAAAAUUUGCUGCAGAGAUCAGAGACCCUUGGAAGAAGACUCGGGUGUGGCUAGGUACGUUUGAAUCUGCUGAAGACGCGGCUAGAGCAUACGACGCCGCUGCUCGAUCUCUCCGGGGGCCCAAGGCUAAGACGAACUUUCCGUUACUCAACAACCAGAACGGCGUUUUAUGUGAUUUCAAGCCUCAAAAUUUUAACAAUCAACAGAUCAAUAAUCAGCCUGACGACCCGUUCAUGGUGGGUCCUAGAUUUUACCAUCAGGAACAUCAGAUAGUUGGCCCUCAAAGGCCUACCUCCAGCGGCAUGAGCAGCACCGUCGAGUCGUUUAGUGGACCAAGGCAGCCGGCACCGCCGCAGCUCAUUCAGCCGCAAAGGAGAUAUCCCAGGUCGCCGCCGAUGUCUCCUGAUGACUGUCACAGCGACUGUGAUUCCUCAUCCUCCGUUGUGGAUGAUGGUGUAUGCGACAUCGCCUCAUCCUCUUGUAAAAAGCCUUUGCCUUUCGACCUCAACCUCCCGCCGCCAGUGGACGCUGACAUGUGCGACCUAGCUUGCACGGCCCUCCGACUCUGA